UGAUUGAGACAAAAUAUGAGGUCUCCAAUUGUAACCCAACUCUUGCACGUACACGCACCUCCAUAAUAUUUUUUUUUUGUAUAUAUACAAGGCGGUCGCUGGCUCCUGCAAUAUAAGUUGAUCUGCUUGGGGGGACAGAUCGGCCUCAACAAUCAAUCAAGCAUGGAGAAAGAAUUGACCCAUGUUCACUGGGGAGAGGUUUUCUGGUUUAGCUGGUUUUCCUUCGUGAUUGGAGUUGGUGCAGGCGUGCUCCUGCUCGCCCUCAUCAACGCGUUCAGGAGUUCUUACUGGGACGUCUACUCCCUCGAGCUCACCGGCAUCGACGGCCGCGGCCAGCCCGCGGGGCUCAGCGCCCUGGCGUUCAACGUGACCCUGCACGUGGAGAACAGGCGGCCGAAGUGGGUGGACAACAGCUUCAGCGAUGGGAAGGUGGUGGUGUCCUACGCGGGCGUCGCUGUAGCGGAGGGCCGUGUGCCGGGCUUCAGGGUCGGAGCGAAGAGCGCGGCGGAGGUGGAGGCGGUGGCGCUGGGCGGCAAAGCUGCAGGCGUGGCGGACGCCGUGAGGAGGCGCGUGGAGGCGGAGCUGCGCUGGGACUCCGCGGAGUUCGAGGUGGAGGCCAAGCUGUUCCGCAGCGGCGUCGGACAGCAAGGCGGCCCCGUCGUGCUGUGGUGCAAGGUUGCAUCGCGGGUGCUGCAUCAGCCGUCACGGUGCAGGGCCUUCACCGACUUCAUGACUAGGGCUGACGAGGAGUUUUGA
Messenger RNA from Triticum urartu, 756 nucleotides. RefSeq lists its product as uncharacterized. NCBI's taxonomy places the organism in Eukaryota, Viridiplantae, Streptophyta, Magnoliopsida, Poales, Poaceae. The record is from RefSeq and is a predicted model, not a curated record.